AUGUUAAAUUUUUAAACAAUGUUUAUUGUAUAAAUUCUCUCUGUUUUUACUAUUACACUGUAUAUAAGGUUAUAUACGCAUUAUUAUUACUUUUUAUAUAAACAAGAACGAUAUCGGUAAUUCAAAAUAUUAUUCGAAUCAUUUGUAUUUGUAUUAGUAUAGGAGUAAAAGCAGAAAGCAGUAUACAUACGUAUGUGUGUUACGUAUGGUUUUCUUUUUAACGUGACAAAUUUACGCGGGAAGGUAAGCAGGCAAGAAUGGGCAAGAAGGUUAGUCAAAGUCCUAACAUGGCACAGCGUAGUAUAACGUCAUUUUUCGCGAAAUCAAGCUCAGAAAAUAAAGCUGAAUCUAACGGUACAAGCAAUGUUAAGGAAGAUAGAGACAGUCCGCCAAGUUCUAAAAGGAAAAGAGAUGAUAGCGAAGAUAGCAGUGAAACUGGGAGUUCUCCAGCUAAUAAAAAAUUGGAGAGUCCUUCAAAAUCUAAGAAGUCAUUGAAAACUCCGUCACCACAGAAGAAAGUAAAUGGAACACCAAAAAUAAAAAUUACUCCUACGAAAACAAUUAAAGACACUGAGAAAAGGAGAGCUAAGACUCCGCUUACUGCUUCGAAGAAGAAGCAGAAAAUCACCGAUGUAGAAGAUACUCCCAAAAAGGUCAGUACAGAACGAAAAAGGAAAUUAGAUGAGGAAGAGCAAAAAGAAAAUAGCGCAGACAGCGCAGAACAUAAAGCAGAAUCAGAUGCAGAAGUAAAAUCUGAGGAGACUUCACCCGAUGAAUCUAUUAACAAAAAGGAAAUAAAGCCUAAGAGGAGAACUAGACAGAGGAGGAGAAUAUCAUCAUCAGAUGUCGAUGAGAAAGAAAAAACUCCACCCAGUAAGAAACAAAAAACUCCACACAGUAAAACUGAAAAAUCUCCGUCCAAUAAGAAAGAAAAAACUUCACCUAGAAGGGAAGAAGAGUCUAAUGAGGAAGACUUAAAAGAAGAUGAGGAAGAAAAUAAGAGAGAGGAAAAAAAGGUAGAUGACAAGAAACAAAAUAAGAAAGAGGAAAAAGAAGUAGAUGAUGAGAAAGAAAAUAAGGAAACGGAAGAAAGUGUAGAUAAUUCUCCUAAGAAGAUGCACAGUUUUUUCUCUCCGAAGCAGAAAGGCAAUGUAAAGAAUAAUAGCGGAGAUAAGAAAAAGUCCGAUAGUCAUUCGUACAAUCCCAGUGCCUCAAAGUACGAUCCGAUUAAAGACGCUUGCUGGAAACAGGGUGAAAAAGUGCCAUACGUUGCGUUAACACGCACAUUAGAACUGAUCGAGAACACAAGCGCUCGAUUGAAAAUAGUAGAAAUUUUGUCAAAUUACUUUCGGUCAGUUAUCGUUCUAAGUCCAAAUGAUUUAUUACCAAGCGUAUACCUGUGUCUCAAUCAACUCGCGCCUGCUUACGAAGGGAUUGAAUUGGGUAUAGCCGAAACGUAUCUCAUGAAAGCCAUAGCACAGUGUACCGGUAGAACUUUAGCGCAAAUUAAAGUGGACGUACAGGAGGUUGGUGAUUUGGGUAUUGUAGCAGAAGGGAGUCGUUCCAAUCAGAGAACAAUGUUUCAACCCGCGCCGUUAACAGUAUCGAACGUAUAUACUAGACUGAAAGAAAUAGGUCAAAUGACCGGUUCUGCGUCAAUGACCAAGAAGCUGGAUAAAAUUCAAUCACUUUUUGUAGCAUGUCGUUUUACUGAAGCUAGGUAUCUGAUUCGCUCGUUGGCUGGCAAACUUCGAAUCGGUCUAGCGGAACAGUCUGUAUUGCAAGCUAUGGCAUUAGCGUGCACGAUGACUCCACCAAAUCAGGAGUUUCCGCCAGAAAUGUUGAAUGUGAGCAAAUCACUUUCAAGCGAUGCGUUCAAACAGAAAUACGAUGAGACUGCUCUUAUCAUUAAAACGACAUACUGCGAGUGUCCAAAUUAUGAUAAAAUAAUUCCUGUUUUACUUAAAGAAGGAGUUGAUGAGUUACCGAAAAAAUGUAAAAUUACACCUGGAAUACCUAUGAAACCUAUGUUAGCGCAUCCUACUAAAGGUGUACAAGAGGUAUUAACGCGUUUCGACGGAUUGAAGUUCACAUGCGAGUGGAAAUACGACGGGGAAAGAGCGCAGAUUCAUCUUUCCAAGGAUGGAGAUAUUAGUAUUUACAGUAGGAAUCAAGAGAAUAACACUACUAAAUAUCCGGAUGUUAUAAACCGAUUUAAAAAUACCCGUAGUGACAAGGUUGAAAGCUGUAUCCUAGACUGUGAAGCAGUUGCUUGGGAUAACGAGAAAAAACAAAUUCUACCUUUCCAAGUACUUAGUACGAGAAAACGGAAGGAUGCAAAUGAAGCAGAUAUUAAAGUCCAAGUAUGCGUGUUCAUGUUUGAUCUUCUGUAUUUGAACGGAGAGCCGCUUGUGCAACAACCUUUCAUAAAACGUCGUGAAUUGCUAAGAGAAAAUUUCAAGCAAGUAGAAGGAGAAUGGAAGUUUGCCACAAAUUUGGACACGACGACAAUGGAACAAGUGCAAGACUUUUUAGAUGAAUCGGUCAAGGGUAAUUGCGAGGGACUUAUGGUGAAGACUUUGGAACAAGAGGCAACAUACGAGAUUGCAAAGCGUUCGCGAAACUGGUUAAAAUUAAAGAAAGAUUAUUUGGACGGUGUGGGUGAUACGAUAGAUGCAGUUGUCAUUGGUGGUUAUCUAGGAAAAGGGAAAAGGACCGGAACUUAUGGAGGAUUUCUGUUGGCUUGUUACGAUCAAGAGAAUGAAGAAUAUCAAAGUAUUUGCAAAAUCGGUACAGGAUUCAGCGAAGAAGAUCUUCAGAAGCAUACUGAAUUCUUUAAGGAACACAUAAUACCGCAAACUAAAUCUUACUAUCGUUACGACUCGUCUCUCCAACCCGAUCACUGGUUCGAGCCCGUUCAAGUUUGGGAGAUUAAAUGCGCUGAUCUGUCAUUGUCACCUGUCCAUAAAGCAGCCGUCGGUAUUGUUGAUCCAGAAAAAGGCAUAUCUUUGAGAUUCCCGAGAUUCAUUCGUAUUCGUGACGAUAAGAACAGCGAGGAGGCCACGUCUGCUCAGCAAGUCGCAAAUUUAUAUAACAGCCAGGAGCAGAUAAAGAAUCAGUCAACAUCGACGAAAGUUACUGAAGAAGAUUUUUAUUAAAUACUUCAAUAAAGGGAGAGAACUAAAUUAUUUUUUAAUCUACAUAAAAUAAGAUUUUUAUUAUCAGAUAGAACUUUUUAUAAUUGAACACAUGAAUAUAUUAUGUUUUGUACAUAAAUAGAUAAAGAAUCUCUCAGUUCAUCCAUAUAAUAUUCAAUAAAAUUCAACUUACUACAUUGGAA
Messenger RNA from Ceratina calcarata, 3340 nucleotides. It is a transcript of the gene DNAlig1, whose product is annotated as DNA ligase 1. Gene Ontology annotation, cellular component: nucleus; mitochondrion. The record is from RefSeq and is a predicted model, not a curated record. The transcript is spliced from 9 exons. The coding region runs from base 258 to 3158 and encodes 966 amino acids. Gene Ontology annotation, biological process: DNA recombination; DNA repair; Okazaki fragment processing involved in mitotic DNA replication. NCBI's taxonomy places the organism in Eukaryota, Metazoa, Arthropoda, Insecta, Hymenoptera, Apidae. Gene Ontology annotation, molecular function: DNA ligase (ATP) activity; ATP binding; DNA binding.